UAUUUUAAAAAAUUUUAAAGAAUAACUUCAAAUUAGUUGUUCUCUUCAUCUUAUAUUAAGUAAAAAUAAUUACUAUGUUAGUUUCAUAUGUAUGUUGGGUUAUUGCAUUAACGUUGCUCUCGAGUAAUGUCAAUGGAGCACAUUUCUUGUCAAAUCUUUGUACUGAAACUACAAUAGGAACUUACCCAUACCCAGGAGUUUACAAUGUAUAUUUUGAGUGUGAAUAUGGGAAUGCAACAAUUUAUGCCUGUCCUCCUGGUACCAAUUUUGAUCCAAUUUUCAUGAUAUGUUCUAAAAGAGACGUUCCUUAUGAACGUAAUGAUUGUGUCAUCAAUGGUUUAAGUUUUCCACAUCCAUUUAAUUGUAGAAAGUUUAUUCUAUGUUUUAACUCAAAAAUCAAGAUUAUUGACUGUAAAUUUCCGAUGGUUUACAGCAUAGAAAUGCGCCAAUGUGUAUAUAGAAACAGAGUCUCAGCUUGUAGACGUACAUCGACAGAUGUUAAUUUACGAACCGAUUUGAAUACUCAUAUUCAUUACAGUGUAAAUGAAAUACUUGGUAGAAAACGAGAUAUACUGCACGAAUUAACUGACUUGGAUGAAGAUGUUGAAAAAGAAUCGGGUGAGUUAGAUGAAAAUUCUUUACAAUCCAGCCGUGAGUUAGGUGCACCAAUCCAAAAUGAAAUUUAUGAUGAUCACUCUUUAGAUUCAUCUAAAAAAGAAUUUUCAAAUGAGAUCAAAAAGGAUAAAUUGUCAAUACAAGACAUGAAUUUAUUACUCAGAGAACUUGGUGCUCCGUAUAAUGUUGUAUUAAAAAAUUAUAAUACGAAUAUUACUGAUACUGAAAAGGCAUAUAUAGAAUCAUUUCAAAAUCUACUUAAUGUGUUUUUUUUAACUUCAUUGAUAAUUCAGCACAAUAAAACCUCUACCGAAAAUUUUAACCUCUCACUACCAACGACGAAUACCUCUAGUCCAAAUUUUAAUGUUUCUAAAAAUGUCUCAAAUGAUUUAAUGACAAGUACUGAUGAAGUUCGCCAAUUUUCUGAUGAUAUAAAAAUAGUUACACAACCUAUCGAAACUACAUUACCGAUUUUUUCUCCUUUAGAACAACCUGAAGAACAAAAAACAGACAAUGUUACGAAUUCUGAAGAAAUUCAAAGUGCAAGUGAUUUUUCUCAAAAAAGAAAUACUUCUGCAUUAGCUUCCACUGAAACUAGUACAGUUUCCAAACAAAUAGAAGAUGCAGUUUCUAAUAUUACCCCAACGGUAGAAAUUACUUACAAUAUAAUUGAUCUUGAACAACACUCCAAUACGGAUAAAUUACCUUCUACUCCAUUAAUGAGUACUUCAGAGAUAGUUUCCUUUUCAAGUACUACAUCCACUACUAUUUCAGAUACAACAAAUACAGAUAUUGGUAGUACUGAUGAUAAAAAAAUUGAAGAAGUAAGUUCUGUUGAACCUAAGGUGUUGAAUUCUAGAAUUGAUAUGAUAGAUGAAGUAGCAUCGAGUACCGAACAUGUUGAAAAAAUAGAAAACAUUCAUGUUAAUGAUUCUGCUCCAACAAAAGUUGAAAAUACAAUUGUUCCUGAGCUAGUGACAGAACUCUCCUCUUCAACUUCUGCGGAGUCUAAUCAAAAUCCAUUGGAUCGGAUUAUUGUAAAUUAUAACAGUGAUGUGCAAAUAGAUCAAGGUUAUUCAAAAAUCCAUGCUGUUGAUUCAAGUGGUGAAGAAACAGAUGAUACCAACAAAGUUUCUUCACAGCAUGAAGAAUUUUCAUCGAGUACUACUACCUCUAGAUCAUUAGACUUUGCGACCGAUAAUGUGGAAUCAGACUCUGGUAGUGUUUCAGAAGUAACAGAGGCUGAAAUCAGAAUUUCCAAUUAUAAGAAAGUUGAACAACCAACUGAAACAAAUGAAAAUUUAGAAUUUACUACUUCAACUCUUAUCACUUUUAAUACGGAAUCAACAAAAUUAAAAGAAGUCGACAAAAUUAGUGAAGAUAUUGGAAGUACACUUGUUUCAACACAGCAUGUAGAAAUUACCUCUUCGACUAUUGCUGCCAAUAGAAUUCCAGAACAAACAAAAAGAACUACACUUGACGAAAAUGCUUCUGAAGUGAAGACUACUACUUUACUUUUUUCGACAUCUAAUCGUCCAUCUGAUGAUACUGAAGAUAUAACAGCUCAAAGUGUUACUCCGUUUUCAGAACAAUCUAUGAAUAUACCAGUUGUUCAUUAUUCGAAUGCAAAUAUUACUACAACAGCAGAAUUUGAAAGUACUACACGUUCGGAUUCUCUUAACAUUGUUUCUAGUGCUAUUAAAAAUCAUGAAAAUACUGAAGCCCUCAAAGUUUCUCAAAAUUAUGCAGUUACAACUGAAAGUCUUAAUAUUGAUAGUACAUCCAUUGAACCUAAACAUAUCAGCGAAAUAAAUCAUCAAAAAAAUGAUGAAACUCUUGAAAUUGUUAAAAAUAUUGUUACUACAAGUGCAAGUCAAUCUGUUAGUACAUCUACUAGACCUGAAUAUAUUAGCACAACUGAUAAUCAAAAUAAUGAUGAAAUUCCUACAACACUUAAGCAUGUUUCUAAUUUUAUCGAAAAUCAAAGAAACGAAGAAAUAUCAACUCCUCCCACGAACAAUGUAUUGAUAAAUGAAAGUAAUAUUGCUAAUCAGGAAAUACCAGAUGCACUGAACAUUCAGAAUGAAAGAUUCCCGAGGAAUGUAGAUUCAGAAAUUGCGCAAGUUGGAGAGUCCAAUGAUGAUAAUAUUCGUCUAAGUACAUCUAUCGAACCACCUAAUUUAACUAAAAUAAAAAAGUAUCCUCCUCUUAUCUACGCUUGGCGUAAUACGAAGAGUGUGAAAGCUAUUUCUAUAUCAAGACAGAGACUUCGGUUGAACGGUACAGCUCAAGCUAAUUUCGGUUACGUAGAAGUUAAAGGAGUAGAUGAUAUUUGGAGAGGUGUUUGUCAACCCACCUAUUGGACUAUUGCAGAAGCAGAUAUUAUAUGUCGAGAACUUGGCUAUCAAAACGGUGCACAAAAAGCCUGGAAAGGUCACUCAAAUCGAAUGGAUAUCCCUGCUUGGACUGCAACUUCAUCCAUCCAGUGUGACGGUAAUGAAGAAUGGGUUAAUAAAUGCAGAUUUCAGGAUGAAACAGAAUGUGAUCUACAACAUAAUGCAGUUGGAGUAGAAUGCUUAUUACAGGAUGCAACUACUUAUUAAACAUGAAUAAUCUUUGUCAUACAUUAUUUAAUAAUAAACAAAAAGAUCGUUAUUAAUAA
Molecule: messenger RNA, 3277 nt
Organism: Chelonus insularis
Lineage: Eukaryota; Metazoa; Arthropoda; Insecta; Hymenoptera; Braconidae
Product: serine-rich adhesin for platelets-like
Exons: 5
Coding region: 75-3218 (1047 amino acids)
Cellular component (GO): extracellular region; membrane
Molecular function (GO): chitin binding
Source: RefSeq, a predicted model, not a curated record